AUGUCCAUCCACGCAGACGACGCCAAGAUGCGCGUCGACGCAACCGCCGAGAGUGCUGAUGAUGCGGCGAGCGUCGCGGCCGGCAGCAGUACGCAAGCAGGUGUCAAGAAUAUCGAAGCCACGACCGUCGCGUGGAGCAAGAACAUUUUGAUCAUUGCCUACGUCCUCAUCUGGCUAACAUACUGCGUCGAGGGCAUGCUGGGGAAUACCACCGCCGCUCUUACACCCUACGUCACGUCGGCCUUUGCGCAGCAUUCACUUACGCCAACAGUCGGCAUCUUGAGUAGUGUCAUUGGCGGCGUGACCAACCUCACGCUUGCCAAGAUUCUCGACGUGUUUGGCCGUCCACAGGGCUACCUCUUCUGUAUCGUACUGGGGACGGUCGGCUUAAUCAUGAUGGCGGCAUGCAACAAUGUCGAGGCCUACGCCGCGGCGCAAGUCUUCCAGACGGUCGGCAACAACGGCAUCCAGUACAGCCUGUCGGUGUUUGUGGCGGACACGUCGACGCUGCAGAACCGAGGCUUCAUGCAGGCCAUUGUCAGCACGCCCAACCUGUUUACAGGCUUCCUGGCCGGACCUAUUGCGUCGGGAUUCGUCAAGGGGCCGGGCUGGAGGUGGGCGUUUGGCAUGUUUACCAUUAUGGUACCGUGCAUCACGCUGCCGCUGUACGGCAUCCUGGUCUCCAACUUCCUCAAGGCCAAGCGCCUGGGCCUCGUCGCCAAAUCCGAAAGUGGCCGAUCGCCGCUGCAGUCAUUCCUGCACUAUUGCCGUGAAUUCGACGCGGUUGGUUUGGUUCUUCUCUCGGCCGGCGUCGCCUUGUUUCUGCUGCCUUUUAACCUCUACACGAUGCAGGCACGGGGCUGGACCUCGCCGCUUGUCCUGAGCAUGCUGAUUAUUGGCUUCUUGCUCAUUGUCGCCUUCGUUGUCUGGGAACGCUUCUUUGCUUCGGUGACACUCAUCCCGUACUCGCUGCUCCUUGACCGCACCGUGUCUGGCGCGUGCAUCUUGUCCUUGGUCUUGUUCCUCAGCUACUCGACCUGGAACGCCUAUUUCUCGUCGUACCUGCAGGUGGUCAAGGGGCUGAGCAUCGACAAUUCGACGUACGUGGUGCAGACAUACUCGGUCGUGUCUGUCAUCUUUGGCGUGGUCGCGGGUGCCAUUAUCCACAAGACGGGCCAGUUCAAGCCUGCGACGCUGUUUGUCGGCGUGCCGCUGAGUGCCUUUGGUCUCGGGCUGAUGAUCCAUUUCCGCGGCGCAGACGGCAACAUUGGGUACAUUGUCAUGUGCCUCAUCUUCAUCGGUAUUGCCGCGGGCACGAUUAUUGUGUGUGACGAGAUUGCCAUGCUGGCAGCGGGUGCUCAUCAAUACGUCGCCGUCUGUCUUGCGGUGCUGGGCAUGUUUAGCAAUAUUGGCGGCGCCAUUGGUUUCACGGUGGCGUCUGCUAUUUGGACAAACACGCUGCCCAACAAGUUGCUCGAGUAUCUACCCGAAGAAGAUCUGCCCAAUCUCGUCAUGAUUUAUGCCGACCUUAACACGCAGCUGUCGUACCCAAUCGGGUCGCCUACUCGAAUGGCAAUUCAGCACGCGUACAGCGAUGCCUUUCUGCGUAUGCUGGCUACUGCCACCGGUGUCUGGGCACUUGGGCUUGUUGCGGUGCUGAUGUGGCGUAACAUUAACGUCAAGGGCAUCAAGCAGGCCAAGGGACAUGUCUGGUAA
Molecule: messenger RNA, 1716 nt
Organism: Akanthomyces muscarius
Lineage: Eukaryota; Fungi; Ascomycota; Sordariomycetes; Hypocreales; Cordycipitaceae
Exons: 1
Coding region: 1-1716 (571 amino acids)
Biological process (GO): transmembrane transport
Molecular function (GO): transmembrane transporter activity
Source: RefSeq, a predicted model, not a curated record